Messenger RNA from Bradysia coprophila, 4486 nucleotides. RefSeq lists its product as uncharacterized. The record is from RefSeq and is a predicted model, not a curated record. NCBI's taxonomy places the organism in Eukaryota, Metazoa, Arthropoda, Insecta, Diptera, Sciaridae.
GCUGUAUACUUUGGGGAGGUCACGCAGAUACAGAUACGCGGGUUUAUGCACCUGCAUUAUAAGUAGAAAAGAGCCAUGACAAUCUCAGCCCACAAUGUCCUUCUUGACUUGAUCUAAUUCGACUCGAGUCUCGAACAAAAUCAAAUAUGAACAAAUAUGGGUUUGAUCAUUAGUGAUAUGGGAAUGUCGGAUGGGACCUACAAAUUUUAAGUUGGAUUUGGUCGAUUUUCUGAGUUUAACAUUAAAUUGGUUUUGAUUGAUGUAUUCGGGUUGGGAAAAACUUUGGACAUAUAAGAUGUUUGAUCCCGGUCUGAGUUGAACAACUUGAGAAGAAUAUGAAGUAUAUAUGACUGAGCAUCUAUAAUUGGACAGAGUUUUUCAUUUGAAACCCAGUUUGGCCCUGAUUUUAUUAUUAUUUCAUUGCAAGUGUGUGAAAAUGACUCUGUACUCUGGUUUUGCGUAGUAAUAAAAAAAAUUGGACUUUUCCAUCAUAAAACAAAUAUUUUAUUUCCGUUUAAUUGGUGACGAAUAAUAUUAGUUAGUUUUCAGGUAACUAUCUCUAAUGUACAGUAAGUCAUCCAAAAUUUUAGGCUUUAUAUUAGUUCGACGAGGAUCGAUGGUCCUACCAGAACCACUAAAUGUUCUUUCACUAGGUCCACUAGUCGCAGGGACGCAUAGUCUCCUUUUCGCUAAUAUAUAGAGCUUCGGGAAAUUCUUUUCAUUUUCUUUCCAAAAUGUUUGCACAACCAGUUUUGAUUCUGUAUGCUUUGAGUACAUCGCUGUUUGAAUGUACGACUUAAGUUCGUGCUCGUCUCGGUUGUCAAUUAUGCCUUCAUAAACCGAAUAUCUUGCUCUUUUACUAUGAGAGGCUGUUUCUGUUUCAGGAAGUGUGAUGUCUUUCAUUAAAUUAAGAGCUUCAAUAAAAACGUGAUUGCGUUGUGUAUCUGUCAACAUCUCCAUAUGUCUGUAACGUGGAUCCAGGAAAGUAGCAAUUUUGUACUCCAUCAACACAGGUAAUUUUUCUUCCAAAUACUUCAAAGCAUAUUUAGCGAGAGUCUUAACCGGUCCAAUAAAUUGUCCAUCAGUCAAAUGUUUCAAUAUUUCUACACGCCACAAAAAAAUUAAGUUGAAAGUAGGAUAAUUCUCUCCUUCUAAAUGAUCACUGGCUUCCUUAAAAGGUUCUAAGAAUCUUAUGAUCUCAUUCGCCAAAUCCAAUCGAAAUGACCAGUUGUUACGUUGUGUUUCCGUUAACAAAGACAUUAUAUGGUCAUACUGCUUAGUGACGGAAGAUAAAAGUGUCAGCUUUGAAUUCCAUCUCGAUUCCGUUUCUUGCUUAACCGUGAAUGGCAGUUCGUUUAGCUUAGAACUUUGUUUAAAAUGACGGACAAUGGCUUUGCAGUUAUCAAUUAAUAUUUCAACUUCGACUGGAGCGUGUUUUUCAAAAGUGUUGGCUAAUAUUCUGUUUAGAACAUGAGCUACACAAUUUUUUCUGUUGAAUUUCCUGCCCUUAAAAGCACAAACCAUAUUUCCUCCUUUAUCGGUCACCAUUGGCAUAGCAAAAAAAUCAUUUUCAUUGAAACCCAGUUCUUUGAAUUUUGCCAAAAUUUCAUUUCGAAUUGCCACACCGGUUUUCUUUUUGACGUUGAACAAAGACGUGAAGAGAACUUUAUUUUGAAGACAAAAAUCUUCGUCGAAGAAGUGAAUGGUCAUUGUUAAGUAAUUGUUCUUUUUGUGGUCGUCGCACCAUCCAUCGCUUGUUGCUGCACAUUCACCGUUUUUCAAUGCUUUUUCAAUUAUGGGAAAAAGUUCUGUGUGUUUCUUAAGCUUUACAUCUGAUACGUUCCUAGAAAUAGUUGUCGGAUGUGGCAGGACGUUAUUCACAUCUAUGACACCAUGUUCUGCACCGACUGAUAUGAAAUGUUGCGCCAAAUUGAUGAAACCUUUGCCCUUAAUAAUUUCGAAAGGCCUGAUAUCUGGAGCACAAAACUCUCCAAUCUUCGCAGUAAGAACUUUCUUUUCUUUAUUGAGAGUCUCUUUUGGAAGCAUUUUGCGAUUCUUAAAGUUUUUGUAGAUGAUUUAAUUUGCUAUUCGUGACUGUAUAAUUCUUUGCUUACUUAGAAAGAAAAUUUUAUCGAAAAUAAUUGCUAGGAACAAAUCUGAACAUCUCGAUGCAUCGUUUUCUUUUGGGAAAGCAGAGAAAAUAUUGGGUGGAACAAUGUCGCUCUUUAUUUUUCUUUGUUGCAAAAGUAACAGUUUGACCGGAUAGAGUAUUUAUUUCAUCCCAAAAUAUGUUAUUUUUAAUACUUUCGAGGUGUGAACAUUUGAAAUUAAGUGAGAUAUCAACGAAGUGUGCGUAGUACAGUUUCUGUAAAAAGAGUGAAAAAUACAGUUGUCAGCAAUAAUUAUGGAGGAAGAAGUUACUGAUACCGAUGAUAAAGAUCAGCCCCAAUUAAGAAAGGAGGAAAAAAUAUUGCAGAUUGAAGAGACGUUGAAAGGGCUCGAGAAUGGAACAUUGGAACUUUACAAAAGUACAGGACGUUCCCCAGUCUGGAAAAAAUUCAUGUUGAUAAGAAAUGUUCAGACAAAAAAACGAAUCGAAUUUAUUCAAUGUAUGGAAUGCAAGACGCUUCUAACAUUCAAAGAGUACAGUGGUAGCUCACACUUACAUCGUCAUAAAUGCCAUAUUGAUGAAAGUGCACCCGAUGCAGCAUCGAAAUAUAGGAUUUUAGUACCCGAAAUGGCUAGACAAGUCCAAGAUCUGUUAAUUCGAAACAUGAUGGAGUAUUGUGCAGAUGAGUUUGUUACAUGGGAAAAAAUGUGUCAGUCCCCGAAAUUUGUUACGUAUGCUCAGUCGUUCGUUUCUCUUGCACAAAAACACGGUAAUGUCUGUCUUAAGGACUUGUUUCCCGAUUCCAAUGCAAUGAAUAGAGCAAUGUCAAAAUUCAAGGACGAAAACAACCGUGAGAACUACCAAAAUAUUCGACAAGCAUUAAAUAACGAUUGGUGCUCGGCAUCCCUGUGCAUCAAGAAGUUUGAAGGUUCAACAGAAAAAAGUUUGUUGAUGAUGCGGGUACCAUUUUAUGCAAAUAAUUUGUCUGGAUUGAUAAAUAGAGCCAUCUUCGCUGUUCCAUUCGAUCGAAGAAGCUCCGAAUUUUUUUUACGAAAUUUGGUGGAUGGAUUCAAGCACUUCGGUGGCGACGAAAAUGAUCUUCAUCGUAUGAAGAUUGUUACACCGAAUGACACAAUUUUCUUGAAGACUUUGAAUUUUCCAUUUUCUCGCCGGAAAUGUAUGGUCAAUGCGAUCACAGACGUAUUGGACAAAGCAUUUGAAAACUGUGAAUCAGAUGAACUAAAUGAUUUCCUUGUAAGCUGUAGAAAAAUCGUAAAAUAUAUCAAUGAUUCCGUUUUAUACGAUUUCGUGCUGGAAGCUGAUAAUGGAUCGUGGAAAGAUAAAUUGAUGAUGAUGGAGUCAAUUAAUAACAAUUACGUUGAAAUGCUGUCGAUUUCAAACAGUGAUAAUAAGUUCACGUUUCAUUUCAAUAAAAGAAAAUCGGAAGAGUUCGUUGCAUUGAUUUCACCAUUUGUUGAAGCUAUCGAUGACCUAUCUGCAACUACCUACACAACAGCGAAUAAAGUUUUUGUUUGGUGGGCCGUACUGUAUGAACAUAAUCAUUAAAUGAUUAUUCGAGUGAUUUGAAGGAAUUUAUGAUUAAUGCGAGAGACGCUUUCGUAUUGGCUUUUCCAGUAACAAUGGAAGAUAAAAUCAAUUCGUUUUUAGACCCGAGAUUCAAGCAGCUUCUAAUGUUAACUGAGGCUGAGCGAUCUGAUGUAAUGCUUGAAGUACGGAGUCUGUUGAAGGAAACUAGCAACGACAAUGAAGCUACUUCGUCUACUGGAAUAAGUAGACCUAAAAAAAGCCGGAUUGAAAAUUUUGAGUCGCAGAAACAUCCUGAAAAGCCUAAGGCUCGAGUCCAGCUUUCCAAUAAGGAAAAGGGAUCCAGCAGAUUAGCUAAAUUCGAAGUACAGAAUUCAAAAGCAACUGAGAACGACAAAGUCACCAUCUAUCUAAAACUGCCUCUGUUAAACAGCUCCCACUUCGAAUUUGAGUUCGACAUAAUCAAGAAAUUCUGGGUAUCGAAACAGAAGGUUCUACCAAAAUUAUUCAAGUUAGCUGUCACGCGACUUCACGUACCAGCAUAUUGUGGCAGCGUUGGACCAAGUGCAAUCGAUAUGAAGGAGGAUUUGGCCGAAGACUUACUAAAAGAUCUGCUUAUCAUUGGAGAACAACUUAAGAAACAAUAGGAAGUGCAGUCAAUAAUCCAUCACACACACAAUCCAAAACAAUGGUUUUUGUUGUUCUACCGCCGUACAUUAUUUACAUGUUGCGAGUUAUAUGUUACAUCUCAUCUGGUUGAAAUGGGCAAUCGAUCGCCGUAAUUGUUAUUGUAAAUCUCAUUAUUUUCAAAAUAAAUUUUAAUGUAAAAUU